AUGAUACGAUUCGGACACCAGGUCAAUGGAACUUGGGUUCUGAGCGCUCGGGAUCAGCAGAUUCUCAAUGGUGCAUUGUCUGUUGGGGUGUUCUGUGCUGCAAUCAUCACAGGCUUCCUGUCCGAUGCCUAUGGUCGGAAAAAGGCCAUGAUGAUUGGCAGUAUUAUCUGUUGCGCUGGUGUUAUGGUCCAAUACUAUGCUACAAGCAUCUUGAUGCUUUUUGGUGGGAAACUUGUCGCAACCCUGGGGUUUGGGAUUGGCCAUUCUGUAGCACCAGUCUUUGUAUCAGAGCUGGCACCGAGCUCAUUGAGGGGAAUCUGCCUUGCGCUCAUUCAUUUCGGUGAUGCAUAG
Molecule: messenger RNA, 351 nt
Organism: Aspergillus fumigatus Af293
Lineage: Eukaryota; Fungi; Ascomycota; Eurotiomycetes; Eurotiales; Aspergillaceae
Product: Myo-inositol transporter 1
Exons: 2
Coding region: 1-351 (116 amino acids)
Biological process (GO): carbohydrate transport; transmembrane transport
Cellular component (GO): membrane
Molecular function (GO): carbohydrate:proton symporter activity
Source: RefSeq, a predicted model, not a curated record